AUGGCCACUCUCUCAAGUCUAUUGCCGAAACCUCGUCAACAGACAGUGGAAUCAGCACCCACGUCAUCUGCACCACAAUAUGAAAAGAAGUUGAAUCAGCUUGCAACGACUCGCCCCAACGAUCGCAUUCCUCCAUACGGCAAACGAGGAGGUUAUCGACCUCGAGUACCCGAAGAUUUCGGCAAUGGUGGUGCAUUUCCAGAGAUCCAUAUUGCACAGUAUCCCUUGAAUAUGGGACGUAAAGAUAUGCAGCCUACUGAACGCAGUGGAGGAGCCUUGACACUUCAAGUGGAUGCUGAAGGCAAUGUGAAAUAUGAUGCGAUUGCACGACAAGGACAUGGUGAUGAUCGUAUUAUCCAUUCAUCGCUCAAGGAUAUGGUGCCACUCAAGGAGCGCAAAGAUGUGGAUGUUGAAAAGAUUGCUAUGGAUCGACCCGGUGAAGAAGAAGUACAAAGCGUUGCUGAAAAGACAAAGGCAGCUCUCGAACGCAUUGUCAAUGUCAAGAUCAAAGCAGCACAACCCAAGAACGUUGUCCAGACGAGCGGUGGUACCAACAAAGAUCCCACCUAUAUCCGAUACACACCUGCCACCAAUCUAGCCAAUGACAGCUUCAACGCCGGCGCCAAGCAACGUAUCAUCCGUAUGGUGGAUGCGCCUGUUGAUCCAAUGGAGCCACCUAGUUUCAAGCAUAAAAAGAUUCCUCGUGGACCACCCUCUCCACCAGCACCUGUCAUGCAUUCACCUCCUCGCAAAUUGACAGCCAAGGAACAAGCAGAGUGGGUCAUUCCUCCUUGCAUUUCCAACUGGAAGAAUACAAAGGGUUAUACCAUUCCUCUCGACAAACGUCUCGCUGCUGAUGGCCGUGGCUUACAAGAAAUCACUAUCAAUGACAACUUUGCAAAGUUCUCAGAAGCACUCUAUGCCGCUGAUCGACAUGCUCGUGAAGAAGUUCGACAACGCAAUCUCAUGCAACAGAAAUUGGCACAAAAACAAAAGGAAGCUGAAGAGGAAAAAUUACGGGAUUUGGCUCAAAAAGCACGUGAGGAACGGGCUGGUCUCAAGCCAUCGUCGUCGUCAACAUCAGCAGCAGCAGCACCUCCUUCAUCAGCCAAUCGUCCUACAGCAGCAUCUCUUAUGCCGGAUUAUGAUUCCUCCGAUGACUCUGAAGAAGCAAGUGGCAGUGAAAGUGAAAGUGAAGAUGAACGUCGACGACCUGCACGCCGUGAUGUUGAAGAAGAUGAUGAAAGAGCACGUGAACGUGACCGUCUACGUCGUGAACGACAAAAGCAAAGAGAACGGGAAAUGCGUAUGAGUCGAAUGGGUACAGAAGCAAAGGCAAAACACUUGGCUCGUGAAUCCGGUCGUGACAUCUCUGAAAAGAUCGCAUUGGGUCUUGCCAAACCUACCAUGAGCAAAGAUAGCAUGUUUGAUGCUCGCCUUUUCAAUCAAUCAUCGGGCAUUGGAUCAGGAUUUAAGGAUGAUGAAUCCUACAGCUUGUACGACAAACCAUUGUUCAACCAAACCUCCUCGUCGAUCUAUCGAUUCCGUGGCGAUCAAAACGAUUCGGACAUCUUUGGCAGCACAGACGCAGAAGAAUUGGAAAAGAGUAUCCAUCAAGACAAGUUUGGCAUGAGAAAAGGAUUUGCUGGUGCUGAAGGUAGUGGUCAAGGAUCCAGUGGACCUGUGGAAUUCGAAAAGGAGACUAUGGUUGCAUCAUCUGCUGCUCCCAAGGAAGACGUCUUUGGUUUAGAUACCUUCUUGAGCAAAGCCAAGAAAGGUAAAAGAAAGGCUAGCGACGAUGAAGAUGAAGAGUACGACCGCAAGGGCAAAAAGAGAGCAUAA
Lichtheimia ornata is the source of this 1842-nucleotide messenger RNA. RefSeq lists its product as uncharacterized. The record is from RefSeq and is a predicted model, not a curated record. Gene Ontology annotation, biological process: mRNA splicing, via spliceosome. The coding region runs from base 1 to 1842 and encodes 613 amino acids. Lineage: Eukaryota; Fungi; Mucoromycota; Mucoromycetes; Mucorales; Lichtheimiaceae. The transcript has 5 exons. Gene Ontology annotation, cellular component: spliceosomal complex.